ACGCCGCCCCUGACUGGUUAGGAACAUCUGUUACCAUCGGCCUGCAUCAAUUAUAGAUUGCUCUGUAAUUUGAUAAGAGUCUUUUGUAUGACCAUAGUUCAAAAUGUAAAAACCAUAUCUGGGACACAGCUGCAUAUUUUGCUCUCUGGAGGACAGCGGGUAUCUUAUUUUGCACUUCAAGGUUUCAUAAGGUCACACGAGGACACAGAGCUGGUAUUGUGUUGCGGAGCGUCGUCGUCAGACUGUGCGUUGCUACAGUUACGGGUGAAAAAAGCCUUCAAAGCCCCUGCGCGCGGUCGAAACCCCCCCGUUUUGUGUUUGUGCGCCCAUUUAAAGAGCCGAGCUGCGGUCAAGUGCGCACUACAGUACUGAACGCUGUGUAGAUUAUUCCCUUCGUCGAAUUGAGCCGAAUCUGCGUUGGUAAAGACAUGUACGUAAAACUGUGCAAUUUCGGCAAGUACGCAGACGGCAAGUCUGAACCGAAAAAGCUGCAGCCGGAUUCAGAUGCAUCACCAGAUGUUCACCGGAAAGUUCGUGUUUAUCGCAUCAUUUCACUGGUUCUUUUUGUCAUCUGCGUCCUGUUGAUGAUUGUGGUCCUUGUUCUGUUCAUGAAGUUGACUGGGACGCAGCCAUGUCAUGUGGUAGAGGAGAUCGACAGAUCUCCACCGGAACAGCUGGAAUGCAGCCUGAAGAAAUGCCAAGAGGUUUACCAACAGCCUAUUGAAGGAGCUCAACAUUUGUGCAGAGAGUGUGGCAAGGGUUGGUUGAGAUUCGAGAAUACUUGUUACUUCCUGUCUCAAAACCGCCUGCCCUGGCAGCAGAGCAGGGAGGAAUGCAAGAGGAAGGGAGGAGAUCUUGCCGUCAUAACUAACGAACGUGUGCAGAUGUAUCUGAGCAAGAAGGGGAAUUUGCACUACUGGAUUGGGCUAAGUCAUGUGGGGACAAAUGAAUGGAUAUGGAUUAACAACACUGUAUUGACAGUGAGAUAUUGGGGAGAUGAUUCCUCUACUGGAGAUUGUGCCAUCCUGGCUGCAAAUGAACCACCUGAACGGAGCUGGCGCCCAUCUCACUGCAAAUUAUAUUUACAGUACAUCUGUCAGAAGAUGUAGAUGUCAGAAGAUCAACUACACCAAUCAAAACCAACUAUAUAUCUGGAUAUCAUUACUCAACACAUAAUCAAGACAAUCAUAAUUUCUCUAAAGAUCAGAAAUAGGGACAUUUGGGCCUUUUUUGUACAGCAUGCAUUACGAAGCAUUAUAGAUGCAAAAUGUUUUUAGAAACUGUCCCUUUUAUUUGUAUUACAACUGCACUCAUGUCUAACUCUACUGAUUAUUUGCACAAAGCUUGUUAAUUUGCACUAAUAAUGCCUAGUGUUCACAUGAUAAUGUACUGAAUUGCACAUACAUUCUCUUUGAAAUGUCUCUUUUUGUAUUUCAUAAUUAAACUUCCACCUUUAUAUGUAA
Messenger RNA from Megalobrama amblycephala (Wuchang bream), 1463 nucleotides. RefSeq lists its product as uncharacterized. The transcript has 6 exons. The record is from RefSeq and is a predicted model, not a curated record. NCBI's taxonomy places the organism in Eukaryota, Metazoa, Chordata, Actinopteri, Cypriniformes, Xenocyprididae. Bases 429 to 1109 code for a protein of 226 amino acids.